AUGGCUACACGUUCCCGACCGAAUCAAUCGCCACUGCAACUGUGCUCCGAUUUAUCCAGUAGUCCAUACAAGUGCAUUCCUCUCCUGAAUUCCACAUGCACACCGACGGUUAACAUAGGUGAAUUUACGCUUUAUUCGUUAAUACCUGCUGCUCUUAUCGUGGUAGUUCUAUCUUUUACUAUACAAAGAGUAAAACGGAGGCAUUACUGCAAUGGCUAUCCCGGUCUAGUACAUCCCAUCGAUUUUCUGAGAUACGAUCGAAAUCGCUUUGCUCAUGCUGCCGCUUUUGGCGCUACAGCUGGAGGGUGUUUACAAAUAUUUGAAAAAAAAUUUUAUAUCUUCGGUAUUAGCGCUAGUUCUUCCAGCUGGCUGAUGAAAUUUAAAUAUCCAACCAGGAUUUUGGCAACAUUCUUGGUCGCUCAAAUCGCUGUCUAUAAGAUUGCAUUUGUGUAUGGGUUUGUUGGAUUUGAAAGUUUCCGCAUCUUGAAGGGUGUUUUCUACGUAGGUGAAUACUUAAAGCUAGCGAAUGUUCAUAACCCAAAACAGAAUGCUUCGCUAAGUGAAACUCAUAGACUUUUCACUUUGAUAACGCAAGGUAUCGCGGUAUUACAAGUUUCGUGGACAGUUGCGACUAUCUCAUCAUGUUUACUGAUUCUAUUCUACUCACUGCACAUGAUAUCAUGUAUACGUAAGCAUUUGCUAAGACUUUAUUGUGGGUCAACAUCUUUCCUGCCUCAGAAAAAAUUUAGUCCUACUUUGACAAUGGCACACAGUUUGAGAUAUUCCGGCUAUCAAAUUGGGUAUAUAUUAUGGGGUUUUAUUAUCUCUCAAGUCUUCCUGUUCGUGAUAGCUGUUUUGGUAGCUUACUUCAUAGUACUCCCUAUCAUGGGUGAAAUACCUCCUGUAUUACUAAACUUUCUCGUCAGCAUAUGGCCGUCCAUUGCUUUCUCGGCUGCCGCAUACUUCAUACAGUAUCUGCUAUCUAGAUAUUGUUUGUUGAAGAAUAGAGGGAAGGAUGGUCUGGUUGUUGAUAAUAGGCGACUACUCAGUAAUGCAGCAUAUUUCUUAUUCUUCUAUAAUAUCAUCCUCGGGUUAUUUUCUGCCUUGUUUCGUUUGUUGGAAUCAUUGGUUCUUGGUGUACUUUUUAUUUCUCGCUUGGACAAGAGUUUGUUAAUACGCGGUUAUGAGAGUUGGGAUAGCGGCUAUAAUGCUUACUUGGGCUUUCUUCAUGUAGAAUAUCACUACAAUCAUCCUGGAGCGGCUGUUUUUUGCCAACUAUUAAUUGACAGUAUAAAAGAUGAUUCAAGUGUAAAUAGCCGUAAUUCCAUUAAUACUUAUGUCGAAGAAGACAAAACCAUUACGCAAUCAAAGUUUAAACGUAUCGAUCCCUCCGGUAGGAUCUCUCUUCAUUCUAAAUGGUGUAUGAGUGAAAUGAUCACUGAGGAUUGGCCAGGGACUGAAUGUCAGUCUAAAAAAUAG
This is a messenger RNA of Trichoplax adhaerens, 1479 nucleotides long. RefSeq lists its product as uncharacterized. Gene Ontology annotation, molecular function: signaling receptor activity; retinol transmembrane transporter activity. The coding region runs from base 1 to 1479 and encodes 492 amino acids. The record is from RefSeq and is a predicted model, not a curated record. The transcript has 15 exons. Gene Ontology annotation, cellular component: plasma membrane. Lineage: Eukaryota; Metazoa; Placozoa; Uniplacotomia; Trichoplacea; Trichoplacidae. Gene Ontology annotation, biological process: vitamin A import into cell.